Tilletiopsis washingtonensis is the source of this 327-nucleotide messenger RNA. RefSeq names its product UPF0041-domain-containing protein. Gene Ontology annotation, biological process: pyruvate import into mitochondria. Gene Ontology annotation, cellular component: mitochondrial inner membrane. The transcript is spliced from 3 exons. The annotation marks the transcript as partial. The record is from RefSeq and is a predicted model, not a curated record. NCBI's taxonomy places the organism in Eukaryota, Fungi, Basidiomycota, Exobasidiomycetes, Entylomatales.
AUGUCGUCGGCCUUCUCGGCGUGGAUCAAGUCGCCCGCGGCGCGCGACUACUUCCUCAGCACGCACUUCUGGGGGCCCGUCGCCAACUGGGGCCUGCCGCUCGCGGCCAUUGCGGACCUGAAGAAGGACGAGGAGGUCAUCUCCGGCUCUAUGACGACGGCGCUGGCGUGCUACUCUAUGGUGUUCAUGCGCUUCGCCUGGCGGGUGCAGCCGCGCAACUACCUGCUCUUCGCGUGCCACGCCACGAAUGCCACGGCGCAGAGCUUCCAGCUCUUCCGCUUCGUCAACUACCACCACCUCGGCGGCGGCAGCAAGGCGGCCGCGCUG